Phragmites australis (common reed) is the source of this 1859-nucleotide messenger RNA. RefSeq names its product pathogenesis-related genes transcriptional activator PTI6-like. Gene Ontology annotation, biological process: regulation of DNA-templated transcription. The transcript has a single exon. Bases 759 to 1631 code for a protein of 290 amino acids. Gene Ontology annotation, molecular function: DNA-binding transcription factor activity; DNA binding. The record is from RefSeq and is a predicted model, not a curated record. Lineage: Eukaryota; Viridiplantae; Streptophyta; Magnoliopsida; Poales; Poaceae.
GUUGCCAUCCCUGUUCCAACCGAGGCUGUCGGGUCCGGAGAUCCUAUAAGAUCAGUGGACAGCGGUAACCUCCUCCACUCCCCCCAAAAACCUCUACAAACCCCCAGAAACUCACGUUCACCUCCACCUCACGUCGCUGCCGCCUCCGAGCUCCACUCUCAAGGUCUCCUCCUCGUCUCUCUCCACACCGCUGCUGCCACCUCCCUUCGCUUCGCCCUUGUUCUUCGCGCUUUAUUCAUCGGUGCAUUCCAUUCCGCUCCAGCUUUCUUCCUAGUCCGGUCAGUAGUACUCAGUUACUCACUCGGAGAGGUCCUCUCGCCGAGGAGUCAUUUUUCACAGAGCUCGAAAACCGUUACUAGUAUCAUCCCUCCCGGGCCGCGGCUGCUGCGUCGGUACGAACGCGGCAGAGGAGAGGACGGGGCGGGGCUUUUUACGGCUGCCGCUGCUUUGAGCUACUCGUAGCUCCUGCUCCUGCUCCUGCUCCUGCUACAUUUCUGCUCCUCUUUUUAAAGAAGUUGAAGAGGCCGUCUUUGUCGCGGCCACUCCCUUUCCCUGCGCCCGCCUGAGCGCCUGCUCGCCUCGCCUCCCUCUCGCUUCUCAUCCCGUCCCUUUGGUCUUUAUUCGCCUGCCGAUCCGCAGAGAGCUUCCUUUUCUGCUGGGGUCAGGGUUGCAGGAGCUGAAUUGGUUGGGUUUCUUGUGUCGUCUCAACGGAGUAUUCAGAAGUACAAUCUUUCCUUGUGUGGCUUGUUGUACGUGCCAUGUCGCGGUCGCGCAUGGUGAGGAUCUUCUGGGACGACCCAGACGUCACGGACUCGUCCGGCGAGGAGGGGUGCGGCGCCCGGAAGGUCGGAAGGAUGGUGCGGGAGUUACCGCCCAUGGCAGCUCCGACUGCUGCUGCUGCUAUGCCGGAGCAGUGCAACGCCGGGGACGGCGACCGCUCGAGGAGGGUUAGUGGUGGUCCUGGCGGAUGUAGCGGGGCGCGGAGAAGGCUGGCCAAGGGAGGCUCGGGCGCGCCGAGCACCAAAUACCGCGGCGUCAGGAGGCGACCGUGGGGCAAGUACGCGGCGGAGAUCCGCGACCCGUGGCGCGGCGUCCGCGUCUGGCUCGGCACCUUCGACACCGCCGAGGAGGCCGCGCGCGUGUACGACAGCGCGGCCAUCCAGCUCCGCGGGGCCAACGCCACCAUCAACUUCUCCGCCUCCGCCACCAACUCCAGCGGCGGCCAGGACCCGGCGACCGCCGGCUACGAGUCCGGCCCGGAGUCCUCGCCGGCGAUAUCGUCCCCGACGUCCGUGCUUCGCAAGGUCCCGUCCCUCUCCUCCCUCGCGGAGGACAAGGACGACUCCGACGCCGCGCCCAGCGAGCCGGCCGCCGAGUGCAGCCUUGCCGUCCUUGAGGAGCUCGGCGAGUUCGUGCCGUUUGAGGAUGCGCCGGUCUACGCCAGCAGCAGCUUCUGGGACUUCGAACCCGACGCGGGGUUCCUCUACGCCGAGCCGUCGUCUCUCGAGGCGGCGUGGGACGCCGACGCGUCCGGUGACGCGCCCUGGGCCUCGCCGGUGCAGGAGAACGACUACUAUUUCGAGGACCUGCGCGACCUCUUCCCGCUCAACCCACUUCCCGCGAUUUUCUGAACCGGAACGGCUUCGUCUACGGGAUUUUUUUUUUAAGGUCGAGUGCUGUGUUGUGUCUGUGUAGGUACUUGUACGCCUCCGUGCCUUGUUCGUGUAGCGUCGAUUGAGAAAUGUAACAUGCCGAGUACGUAGAGAGUUUUGAGGUGCUAGUACGAGUCUACUACCACGAGAAGUGUUUUUGUACCGUCCGAUUUGUUCUGCCUAUAUGCUACUAUCUCUCUUAUUGUA